AUGGCCAGGCCCAUCGUCACGGACGCAGAGUUGCUCCGCCGCAUCUCGGCGUACCAAGACGGCUACGACCACGACACGCAGCACCUCGUCGUGCUGCUGCGCCAGGCCGCGACAACGCUAACUUUUGCGACCGAGUGGAAGGGCUUCGCAUGCGACGGCGAUCCGGUCGGCGUUUUCUUGCGUCUCUUUACAUGGAUCCCGUACCUUCAACGUGCUCAUGCCGCCACAGACGUUCACCGACUGCUCAAGCACGACGACAUUGCAGGUGCGCUAUUGGUGUAUGCGAGCUAUAUCCAGGAUCCAACGCUGCUUACGACGGUGCUCGAUCGAAGCACAGAAGUGCCGCAGCACUACGUCCUGCGCGCGCUCGAGGUGGCAGCCUACAAGAACAACUGUGAGGACUACGGAACGCCGGCCGUGCUUGACACGGCCGUCGCGUCCGGACACUAG
Molecule: messenger RNA, 450 nt
Organism: Saprolegnia parasitica CBS 223.65
Lineage: Eukaryota; Oomycota; Saprolegniomycetes; Saprolegniales; Saprolegniaceae
Exons: 3
Coding region: 1-450 (149 amino acids)
Source: RefSeq, a predicted model, not a curated record